CGACCGAGGGGCGUCACCUUGGCCUUCGUGGGCGACGGUCCGAUGCGGGACGUCGUGAUGGACUGGCACGACCCGCCGCGGUGCGUGGUGCUCCCCGGCAUGCGGCCGAGGACGGAGCUGGCGGGGGUGUACAGGGCCACGGAUUGGGUGUGCAGCGCGAGUGCGUUUGAAACCUUCGGCAACGUUCCCUACGAGGCUGCGCACUGCGGCACCCCCGCGCUGUUACAGGACGCGCAGGGUUUCAAAGAUCAAAUCGACGCGAACGAGUCGCGCGGCGCGCUGCUCGAGUUCGACGCGGAAGAUGGGGAACAGCUGUGCGCCGCGGCGAUGGGCAGAACCUCGCGGCUGCUCAACGCGCCGCACGUCGUGAGGUCCGAGGCGAGGAGGAUGGCGAACAGAGGCACGUGCAUACACGCGGUGGUGUCGGAGGUUGUGACCAAAUGGAGCGCCGGGCCGGUUCGUAAGCGGCGUUGGAUCUACCUCGCGUGCGCCAUAUGGUCGUCGCUGGUGCUCGCGUCCAUCCUGCAGGUGAUGAGCUUCUUCAUGCGGCUCGGCGUGGCGAUCGGCGUCGACUUCACCACCGGCAUGAAGAACCAGCGGAUGAGCAAACAAAGGUGGGCGCUGAGGAAGACGCCGACGUCCACCGUGGAACUCGCCAGGAUGCGAUCGCUCGUGCACGCGGACGCCUUGGGCACCAAGCAGAAAGGGAUCCCCAUGGGAGACGACGAGGAGGAGAGCGGGCGACGGUCACCGGACGAGAACGUCGCUCCGAACGGGUUCGUGGGCGGCGGCGAGCAGAGAAGCCGCGCGAACCGAAAAUUUCGGAGAGGGUCGCCGCCCAAGGUUACCUUUGCGCCAAACACGCCGGAGCCGACGCCGAUGUGGAGGCGAUCCAGCCUCGACGGGCCGUCGCAUCGGGCUUCUGUGCGGCCGGUGUUCCCGGUGAGGGUGUUCCUCGCCGGCUUUUGACGCGCGUCGUUGGAAUAGAGAGGGUCAGCAUUUUCCUUAAUAAAGAUUCCAAACCGU
Molecule: messenger RNA, 1026 nt
Organism: Micromonas commoda
Lineage: Eukaryota; Viridiplantae; Chlorophyta; Mamiellophyceae; Mamiellales; Mamiellaceae
Exons: 1
Coding region: 58-969 (303 amino acids)
Molecular function (GO): glycosyltransferase activity
Source: RefSeq, a predicted model, not a curated record